AUGCGCGUCCAUUGGGUCCAUCUUCCCACGCUCGUGCUUGUUGCCCUCCUUGCGGCCUGUCAAGCUCUGCCUCUCAUCGAGCACGACAGCUCUCCCAAGCCUUUGCUGCCGAGAGCAACAUACUCGGUAGUCCCGAUCAACGGAGAGUCGGGUCCGGAACAUGGCCCUGGGGGUCCGGUCGUGACCAAGACUGUGGUGCAAACCGCUCACCAACCGCUCACUCAGUCGUCCACUCGCUCGCCCGCAAACUCCCUCACGAGAACGGUUUCCGUGGUGCCUAUUCAACCUGAACCCACUCUAACUUUGACCACCACCGUCGUCCACGUCGUACCAACUAUAUCGGCCACGACGGCGGCCACGGCAUCCUCGAUAUCUCCAUUCUCCUUCUUGUCUUUUGCGGUUACGAUGUCCUAUCGGACCAUCUCGGCAACCCCUUCAUCAACAUCCAAGACAUCGAACUCUACCGCCGCGUCGACCUCCCCCUCUCCUUCAGCGUCUAAUACAUCAAAGUCCGUGUCUAGCUUAAGCACAAGACCUUCGCCGAGUACCACGUCGACAGAGUCCCCCAUCUCGAUCACGGUCACGGUACCCACCACCACUGCCUCUAUUCCAUUUCCAACGACCUUCAUUAGCAAUAUUUCCAGCGUCUCAUACGACGACGGCAUAUGGCACACGACAUAUCCACCCUGGAAUGGCUCGACGACUACCUAA
Molecule: messenger RNA, 711 nt
Organism: Neurospora tetrasperma FGSC 2508
Lineage: Eukaryota; Fungi; Ascomycota; Sordariomycetes; Sordariales; Sordariaceae
Exons: 1
Coding region: 1-711 (236 amino acids)
Source: RefSeq, a predicted model, not a curated record